AUGUCGUCCAUCUCGAGAGGGAAGACCGCCAAGGCGCAGAAAGCCUACAAGAUUGUAAAGCCGAAGAAAAAUGCGAAAAAGACGACGAUCUCUCAACGAAAUCACCGAUUCCAGUCCUUCAACGAACGCAUCGCAACCUUGAGGAUCGAUCCCAUCCGGCGCAAGAGACAUGUUGAUGCGGAAGAGAAGGCCCCAGAAGAGACGCACACGUACUUUGGACAAGCGCUGGAAGAAUGGAAAGACACAAACCUUUCGCAGACCUUUAGUGCAUUUGCGAAAGAAGCUUCGCCGCUUUGCGACAACCUGGCUGUCGUCCUAUACAAUGAGAACAACAUCAUGGAGUUGCUGUGUGCAUACAUCGAGAAGGGAGAUGCGCUUGCCAUGGAGCCUCUGUUGAACCUUCUGUCACAUUUCGCGCAUGAUCUGGAUACGAGAUUCGAGCCGCAUUUCCCUCGGGCCGUGGGCACAGUGACGGCUGUAGCAGCGAAGCACGCUGAUUUCGCUGUGAUCGAAUGGAGCUUUACGUGCCUUGCAUGGCUGUUCAAGUAUCUCUCGCGACUCUUGACUCCGGAUCUCCGACCACUGUACGAUCUCAUGGCACCCUACUUGGGCAGAGAAAUGCAGAAACCAUUCAUCGUUCGCUUCACCGCCGAGUCCCUGAGCUUCUUGGUCAGGAAAGCGGCUGUCAUAUAUGAGAGAGAUCAAAAGCCUCUGGAUUUGAUAAUUCAGCAUAUGCUGAAGGAUAGCUUAACCAUGGCUACCGAGGAAGACACGCCCAGCCUGCAUCACCAGGGAAUCAUGACUUUGUUGACAGAGGCGAUUAAAGGCGUGCAGAACGGAGUCAGCGCGAGCGGAAUCUUGAUACUGCAGAGUCUUUUCAAAAUCUCGAGCGAAAUGACAAGGGAAGAUACAACCGCUUUGGAAAGCCUCGCAUCAGGUGUCUUGACAAGCCUGGUACAUCACUGCACAGCGGACACGUUUACCUCGAUACUCGAUACCAUCAUCGCAUUUGUGGAAAGCUCGCUCAAUGCCGCUCAGCCAUCCAAGAUUCGUUUCUGUAGUUCUCUGCUGUUCACAGUCAUCUCAGUGCGGAAAGGCACCAGGGUCUCAGCCUGGAAGCGGACAGUGGAUGCUGCUAAGAAGUUGGUGUCUGCAUGCCAUGAUUUGCCGGACUUUGAUGAAAAGGUUGCGGAUGCCGUUCUUAGUCUACUGGCUGUAAGUAUGCAGACUGCGACUAUUGAUACUGUUUUGGCCACAAGACAGACCUUGGACACAUUACGAAGCGGCAACUGGGCUCCAUACUUCCUCAGGUUCUGCGACAUGUCCCUGCGUCUCGGCCCAGAGCGCUUCACUGACUUCGUCCUACCUCAAUUUCAGAAGUCGCUUCUUGACAUGGGCGGGGAGUUGAAUUAUGAAAUCCUCAUGCUCAUUCCAAGAAUAGCAAGCAGCAAACGGAACUUGAAGCUCAAGUGCCAGCCAGAAACAGCAGACGCUGUGGUCGGGGGUCUUCGUGACAUUCUCGACAAAGACAGCGAAGACGUCGGAAAAAUUGCACACGCCAACCUACAGCUCGCUGCCAUGCCAUUUUUGAGCACGUCAGGCAAGCAUACGCAUGAUCUUGAGAUCACUUUGGCCCAGAUUGUCAACCGAGCGCUCGAGAGAGCUGCGGAUGAAAACUCUGCCUUUCAAAACUUCGCCCUUGGAGUCGUAUUAGAGCGGCUUUUACAUCUUGAAGGUGACCCGACUGCGCUGCAAGAUUUUUGGAUUCCUCUGUGCAACGCUUCUCAACAAUUCAUCGCACUGCCUCGAUUUUGCACCAACCUGCUGAAUUUCACGAAACAUUGUCAACCCACAGAGCUGGAAGGGGCGCACAUGGAGCUGCUAGAGAGUGUCCUAAUCUCGUCGUUGGCUCUCCCUUCGCACGCAGUCCGGCAGACGUGCCUGGACAUUCUACAAGGGCUCUGCAGGUUGCGCGGAUCAGAAAUGUCCGCGGCCCUGGCCACCGCGAUCACUAUAGAGUCAAUUCCGAUCACAAUGGAGACCACUCGAUCCAUCUCCAUGAAUAUUCGAAAGCUUGCAACGGACUAUAAGGUCGCCAGCGAAGACAAAGUUGCGGUAAAAGCGGUACCUACUUACUGCUUCGGUCUGCUACACCUCAAUUUGGCACAGGCUUGGGACGAUGCAAUCAAUACAUUGUCUUCGAUAUCACAAUCAAGGGCCGGCGAAGACGUUGUUGUCGAUCUCGCGCAAUCCUGGCUCGAGAAGAAGGCUGAUCCAGACGGGGAGGGUGAUAUAACAACCGCAAUUCUGGACGCUGAAUCGGAUGGCUUUAAGGUUUUCUCAGAUUUCGAAUGCCCUAAUCUUGCCAAGAUGUCAGCAAUAUCAAAGCAGGUCUUCGAGGAACCAUCUGGUGGGUAUCUUGCUCCAGCUGAAAAGCUAAAGUCUGAUCAGAAGCGUGUGCCGACGGUCACUCCAACGGCAAGGGGCCAGGCACUGAAGGUGCUGAAUAAGAUUCCACAGAUAGCAGAAAAACGGUCUCGUUUGCUUGUGCCUGUUCUUCUGCGAUGGGCCAAAGCCGGUCCUGCCGAAGAAGACGCGGACCCUCCGGAAACUGAUCGAUGGGCGCGCAAAGAUCAGAAGGCAAUGCUCGCGAUAUUUGCUCAGUUCGUCAAUCCCAAGGUGCUAUACAAGUCAAACGAGGUGCACAAGGCAUUGUUGUCCCUUUGCGCAAAUGGAGAUGUCGAAAUUCAGCGAUCCGCGCUGAAGGCGUUACUGGCGUGGAAGGAGGCGGCUCUAGUCAGAUACGCAGAGCAUCUGAACAAUAUUCUGGACGAGGCCAGGUUUCGCGAAGAGCUUUCUGUCUUUUUGAGAGACGAUGCUGACGAUGAUAAUGACGGUAUCAGACAAGAAGAUUACGAGGGGCUUAUGCCGGUCUUGCUCCGUCUGCUGUACGGGAGAGCCGUAGCAGGCGGCAAAGAAGGCCAAACUGGUCGCCGCAAAGCAAUAUUCGUGGCUCUGUCUCGGUUUGGAGAGAGAAAUUUAGAGCAAUUCCUGGACAUUGCACUCCCUCCGCUUACUGACCAAGGCGCCGGAGAUCUGCAGCAGCCUAAGAUGACACCGAGGCAGCAGUUUGGUAUGCUCAACAUGGUCAAUGACAUGGUCCAAACUCUGGGCGCCGAGUUGGAGCCGUUCGUCCGCAAACUUCUCAAUGGGAUGCUGUCCUGCACGAUAAGUGCCUCGAAGAGACUGGACCAGGGUCAGCAGGAGAAUGAUCUCUCGUUACUUCGAUCGAUACGCCAAUCAGGCAUGCAGUGUCUUGUCAGGGUGUUCACACAAAUGACGGACUUUGAUGCAUCAUCUGCUGGGAAGCUGGUGGUCGACGAGCUCAUACGACCUCGCCUGACCACGUUUGCAAACGAACAUGCGCAAUCUGUAUCUGGGACUUUGCGACUUCUUGUCGCUUGGAGCGGACGCAACGAAACAGCGCAACUCUUUGACCAAUCCGAUGGUGCCCUGCUGGAAGCUGUGGCGGAUUUGCUGCAAGCACAACACACCAAAGAUGAUGUGAGGCUUUUCGUCCUGCAGGAGAUUGUCGGGAAUCUCGUGAAAGACAAUAUCGAUGAAGCGAUUCUCAGAUCUCAUGUCUCCAGAUUCGUUCGCGCCAUUGGGGUUGUGAUACGCCUGCGAUCGUCAAAGGAUGUUCUAGAUGCCAGCGUGAGCUGCUUCUCUCAGCUGGCGGGACGUAUUGCUUCGGGAGAAGAAGCAACUGGAGUUAUCAAGAUCUGUACAGAGCUACUCACCAAGCCGGGAAAGAUGGUUUCGCCGGGUACCAAAGUUGGACUUCUACGUACACUGCUACCUCUUGUCGAGCGCUUCCCGGUGACCGAGAAAGAGGAACUAUAUGCUGCAUUAUGCGCACUUUUCUCACGCCUGCAAGAGCCGGAAGGCCGGUUGUUGCUCGCUGAGGUGGCCCGCGCCCUGAUGGGAGCCGAUCCUGAGCUGGUAAAGAUAUCUGAGAUAUGCGCGGACAUGAACGCUAUGGGAGGCCGUCUGGAUGAGCCGGAUCAUGACCGCCGUGAGCGUGCUUUCGCUUUCAUUUACGAGUCCGCUGGAACCCUGUCUCUCCAGCAGUGGAUGCCUGUCGUUCACAACUGCCUUUUCUAUGUUCGAGACGGCGAAGAUCGGGUAAACCGAUCCAGUGCUUCGCAUGCCCUGCAACUCUUCAUUGAUUCAGCCGCGCAGCAUGCUGAUGAGCAGGUUUGGAAGACACUGCUGGAAGAUGCUCUUUAUUCCGGCGUUGAGCGCGGCAUGCGCGAACGAUCAGAACUUGUCCGGGCAGAGUACCUCGCCAUUCUCGGCCAUAUCGUGGAAAAGAUGUCAAGUUGGCCGAAAGUCAGCGGCAUGGCAUCUCUCGUUGUCGGUGGCGAUGAAGAAGCUUCUUUCUUUACUAACAUCCUGCAUAUUCAGCAGCACCGUCGUCUCCGUUCGCUCAGGAGACUGAGUGAAGAAGCUGCCGGACUGGGAUCUCAGAAUACUUCUCGGAUCUUUCUACCGCUGCUUGAACAUUUCGUGUUCGACCAAGCGGAAGGAGAUGGAGGGAGAACUUUGGCCGAUCAGACGGUACAGACUAUUGGAGCUCUGGCCCAGACACUGAACAAGUCCGCGUUCAAAGCAACCUUCCAACGCUAUACAAGCUACUUGAAAACCAAAGAAGAAUUCGAAAAGACCGUGCUGAGGAUGCUUGGUGCUCUCGUGGAUGGGAUGCAGAGCGCGCCGGAGAAGGAGCGUAGCAGUCAAGCCAUCAUCGAGGAACAGCUGCCGCCACUGUUGGAAUACCUGCACCAGAAAGACGAAUCAACGGUGGAUCGACGAAUGCCGGUCGCUGUGACUAUCGUGAAGCUCAUGAAGAUGUUGCCAGAACAGGAGUUCAUGUCCAGACUACCUGGCGUCUUGACAGACGUCUGUCACGUCCUGCGUAGCCGCAGCCAGGAAGCUCGUGACGAGACAAGAAAAGCAUUGAAGGCUAUCUCCUCCUUGGUCGGCCCACAAUACUUCCGGUUCAUUGUCAAAGAACUGCGAGGCGCGCUUAAGCGCGGCUAUCAACUCCAUGUACUGUCGUUCACGGUGCAUGCGCUCCUCGUCGAAGCCCAGUUCGGGCCUGGCGAUAUCGACGAGUGCUUACCGGAUCUGAUGCUGGUCAUUAUGGAUGACAUAUUCGGCAUUACUGGACAGGAAAAGGAUGCCGAAGAGUACAAAAGUGGUAUGAAAGAAGUCAAAAGCAGCAAGAGCUUUGACACCAUGGAGCUGCUUGCUCGUGUCACCCCAAUCAACAAGCUCGGCGAACUCAUCCGUCCUAUACGGUCUCUGCUUUCAGAGAAAAUCGACAUGAAGAACCUCAAAAAGAUCGAUGAACUUCUGACACGUUUGCGGAAGGGAUUGGACCAGAAUGCGGCUUCUGACAGCAGAGAUAUGCUGAGCUUCUGCUGGGAGAUUGUCAAUCAAGUCUAUGCAGAGCAAAACGCACCGAGAGCUGAGGUAGACAAGGUCGAUGAGCGUCGCAGGCGGUAUCUUGUGCAGCCUGAAGCUCCCAAAGGUGGACUCAAGAAAGGCGUCACGACGUCUUAUCAGUUCAAGCUGAUCAGUUUCGCACUCAACCUGCUUCGCAAAGUAAUCAGGCGGCACGAGGACCUUCAAACUCCUCAGAACAUGGUCGGCUUCUUGCCAAUGGCUGGCGAUGCGCUUGUGCAGGGCCAGGAAGAGGUCAAGCUUUCUGCUGUCAGGCUCCUCUCGACCAUCAUGCGCGUUCCGCACCCGCAAUUUGACGUCGAUGCACCAGUCUAUGCUAAGGAAGCUGUCGCCAUGAUCAAAGGUACGGUAGAUAUGACAACCGAUGCCGCCAAAGCUGCGCUUGAGCUCCUUACCUCAAUUCUCCGAGAGAAACGAUCUGCUGACAUCAAAGAGAGAGACAUUGCACUCGUACUUCAGCGCAUCAAGGCCGACAUCGAUGAGCCUGAUAGGCAAGGUAUCACCUACAAGUUUCUGCGUGCUGUCCUCGGUCGCAAGAUUGUCAUCACGGAAGUCUACGAGACCAUGGAUGAGGUUGGUAAGACGAUGGUUACGAAUCCUGAUCGUCAGGUCCGUGAGAGUGCCAGGAGUGCGUACUUGCAAUUUGUCAUGGAAUAUCCGCAAGGCAAGGAUAGAUGGCAGAAGCAAACUGCUUUCCUGGUUGGCAAUCUUCAGUACGAACAUGCUGGUGGUCGUCAAAGUGUCAUGGAAUUCUUGCAUCAGAUGCUGAGCAAGAUUGGAGACGAUGUGCUUGCAGAGAUCGGAUCGAAGAUCUUCGUGUCUUUGCUUCCGGUUAUUGUCAGCGAUAGUGACGGCUCUUGUCGUGAGAUGGCUCGGCUGUUGAUCGGCAAGCUCUUCGAGAGAGUCGCUCCUGAACAGCUCACUAAGCUUCUCUCGCUCAUGGAAACCUGGUUGAGGAAGGAAAAGAAAGCUUCCAUCAAAGCUGGCGCUCUGCAGUGCUGGGCGAUUCUCUUACGUGCGAGGUCGGCUCCACAGAAGCAUUUGGAAGGCAUUCGUGACAAGCUCGAGGAUAUCCUCUCCAGCUGUGCCGAAGAAGAGACAAUCUCGGAGCCACGACUGGUACUAGAUGCUCUACAAGCGUUCUCUGUACUCGUCGAGACUGCUCCGAUUGUGGGUCUCGGACGAGAUUCGGCAGACCUUUGGCAGGCCAUACAGCAGCUUCCGUCCUCUGGCAAUGCUGAAGUCCAGGAGCAAGUUGCCACUCUGCUCGGUAUUUUCUUCACAGAUGUCGCGAGUACUAGCUCGAAGACGGCGGAUGGUCUUGCCGGUCUGCCCUUGCGAGGCUCUGGUGGACUCGAGAUUGGCGCAGAAGAUAUGCGGCGUCUUUGUGGAGUCAAUCUUCGAGCGCUCAGAUCUGUGUCCCUCGGGACAGCUGAAAGCCUUACAAUCCAAGUUGUACGCAAUCUCGUCUUCCUUGGAAGAUGCUUCGCUGCGAAUGAGAUGCCGUGGCGCGAGGACGUGAACAAUGAUGAAGCGUCCGACGAGGAGGAUGCUGAUGCAGCAGAAGACGGCCGAGUUGAUCAAGAGAUGAAUGAUUCCUCAUCAGCAUUGUCGAAUAUUCUCCGUCGUCUGGCCUCCAUGUUGAUGGCAGACAAGUUCUCUGUCAUCUCUCGCACCGCUGCGCUCCAGUGCCUCUCCGCCACCAUCAAUCAGAUCCCCACGAUCCCAGGCAUUCAGACGGUGUUACGUCCGCUGUAUGCUUUGACUGAUCCUUCUGUUCCCAAGCCUCCCGGCGAUCUGUACAAAGCGCUCAGCGACAAGGCUUCGGAAGCGCUGGAGCUUAUCCAGAAGAAAAUGGGGAGCGAGAAAUAUGUGGCUGAGUUGGCGAUCACUCGGGCUGCUGCCAAGACUAGAAGAGAGGAGAGAAGACAGAAACGACGGAUUGAGGCUGUUGCGGAUCCUGAGAGGUGGGCUGCUGGGAAGAAGAGGAAGUAUGAGGGCAAAAGGGAGAAGCAGAAGGCGAAGGGUGCUGAGGCUAGGGGCAAGCGGAGAGGGUGGUAA
Lecanosticta acicola is the source of this 7587-nucleotide messenger RNA. Lineage: Eukaryota; Fungi; Ascomycota; Dothideomycetes; Mycosphaerellales; Mycosphaerellaceae. The record is from the annotation of a GenBank genome assembly.